This is a messenger RNA of Impatiens glandulifera, 655 nucleotides long. Its product is annotated as transcription factor bHLH30-like. The record is from RefSeq and is a predicted model, not a curated record. The transcript has 2 exons. Gene Ontology annotation, biological process: regulation of DNA-templated transcription. NCBI's taxonomy places the organism in Eukaryota, Viridiplantae, Streptophyta, Magnoliopsida, Ericales, Balsaminaceae. Gene Ontology annotation, molecular function: DNA-binding transcription factor activity; protein dimerization activity. The coding region runs from base 8 to 631 and encodes 207 amino acids.
AUUACAAAUGUGCUCUAUUCCGGGAUAUGAUGAGUACGAGAAGAGAAUUAGGUUAAAUAUGGCGCCGGAGAAGGAGGAGGAGAAUAAUAAUAAUUCUGCCGCCCCAAACAGGAGCCAUAGCGAGGCGGAGAGGAGGCGGAGGAAACGCAUCAACGGCCACCUCUCUACCCUCCGCUCCCUCCUUCCCAACAGUACCAUCAAACCGGACAAAGCAUCGCUGUUGGCGGAGGUGGUGCGGAGCAUAAGAGAGAUGAAAAGUGUGGCGGCGGAGAUGGCAGCUAACAAUGAGAUUAUGCCGUCAGAGACAGACGAGCUAAAGCUAUGUUAUUGCGGCGGCGGAAAUAGUUCGGUGAUAAAAGUGGCGUUAAGUUGCGAUGAGAGGAAAGGGUUGAUGGGGGAAUUGGCUGGGUCGGUGAGGGCGGUUGAAGGGAGAGUGGUUAGGGCUGAGAUGGCGACGGUUGGGGAGAGGACGAAGAACUUGUUGUGGGUGGAUAUGGGUGGUGGCGCCGCCGGCGGUGGGGAAGAGGGAAUGUCGGUGUUACGACGGGCGGUGAGAAUAGGAGUCGACAGGGCGGCGGCAGUGUGUCAGGUCUUGCCGGAUAAUAAACGGACCCGUCUUUCUCAAUACUAAGGAGAAGGACUAAUUAGGUCUUGU